This is a messenger RNA of Dracunculus medinensis (Guinea worm), 2184 nucleotides long. The record is from the annotation of a GenBank genome assembly. NCBI's taxonomy places the organism in Eukaryota, Metazoa, Nematoda, Chromadorea, Rhabditida, Dracunculidae.
AUGGAAGAAAAACGUGAAAAGAAAUUCGGUUCGCGUUAUUUAAUCGACGACUCAAUGGUGUUUGAAUAUAACGCGUGGGAUAAUUUCGUAUGGAAUAGAAACGACGAAGAAGAAGCGAUUCGCGAAAUUUUGCGACAAAACCAAUCAAAAAUCUGUGAAAAUGAUGCAAAUAAAUUAAUAAAAAAUGCAUCGAAAAUGUGGAAUAAAUUUUAUUUAAAGCAUAAAAAUAAAUUUUUUAUGGAUCGAAAUUGGCUUUUAAAUGAAUUCAAUGAAUUGAAUUUAGAAAAUUUGGAUCAUGAAACACCACUUCGUUUGCUUGAAGUUGGAUGUGGAGUGGGUAAUUCCAUAUUUCCGAUUUUGAACGCUAAUCAAGGUAGGCGAAUUUUUAUUUAUGCUUGUGAUUUUUCGUCUAUAGCCGUCGAUGUUGUUCGAAAUAAUAUAAGGUAUGAUGAAAAUUUGUGCCGAGCUUUCGUUUGGGAUGUUUGUGGUGAAAUAACCAGCGAAGUUUCUUGUGGAUCUCUUGAUAUUGUGCUAUGUAUUUAUGUUCUAUCAGCAAUACCUCCAGAAAUGCAACAAACUGCAGUUAAAAAUUUAGUAAGGUUAUUGAAACCCGGUGGAGUCCUUUUAUUUAAAGAUUAUGGCUUAUAUGAUCUCACUCAGUUGCGUUUUAAAAAUAAUCGACUUAUAAAGGAAAAUUUUUAUUGCCGUGGUGAUGGAACGCUUGUUUAUUUUUUCACUCAAGAGGAACUGGAUGCGCUUUUUACGAACGCUGGUCUUAGGAAAGAAAUAAACAUUGUUGAUCGAAGAUUAAUUGUUAAUAGAGCUAAGCUUGUUAAAAUGCGUCGAGUUUGGUUACAAUUCUGUGCCCAGUCUUUUAAAAUGGAUAAAAUCUAUUAUGCGGCUGCUGAGAUUUUAGAAGAAAUAUUCAAUAAAAAGAAAAAUGUUAGAAAUGCUAUAUAUGGGAGCAAAUGCAAAAGGAAAAAGAUUCUUUUGCGUUUGUGUUCUGAAACAAUACGUUACAAAAAGUUUUUGGAUGGUAUUUUGGAAUGUAAAGAGAUUCGAAAUUUGCAAAAGAAUUGGAAAAAUGGCAGUCUUUUUUUACUUUAUGCAUUACUUUAUGAUUUUAUAUUUGGAAAUGGAAGCAAAAAGCAAAAUAGUCGACUUAUGAAUGUGUUAAAUAAAUUCGGCGAUCGCAUUAAUAGGAAGAUUGAUAGUUUAACCGCGUUAGGACGUGGUCCUAAUAUUUGUGAAGUCAAUAAAUCUGAUUUAAUGAUACCGAGAUAUGCCAGGAUAAAUACUCUUAAAUGGGCGUUAAAGGAUGCUUUAAUUGCUUUGGAGAAAGAAAAUUGGGUUAUAAGAAAAAUCGAAAUUGAUAAAGGAGUAAAGUUUUUCGAAUUGGUUAAUUCAAUGAAAGCAGAGGAAGUGCUAUUAGAUUGCCAUAUAGAAAAUUUACUUGUUUUCCAUCCGAGAACAGAUUUACAUGCUUAUUGGAUGGUGUUUGAUGGAUAUUUAGUAUUGCAAGAUAAGGCAAGUUGUCUUUCUGCUCUUCUUCUCAAACCUAAGCCAAGUUAUCAUUGUUUUGAUGCAUGUGCAGCUCCAGGUAUGAAGACAUCUCACUUAUCCGCAUUGCUUUCGAAUGAAGGAAUAGUUUGGGCGAUGGAUAAAGAUCCAACUCGGAUAAAAGUUAUGCGUAAAAUGCUUAAAAAACUCGGCUGCUCAAAUAUCAAUGUUGAAUGUGGAGAUUUCCUUCGCGUUGAUGUUAAUGAUGAAAAAUAUUCGAGGGUACGUUAUGUUUUGGUAGAUCCACCAUGUUCUGGGUCUGGAAUAGUGAAACGUCUGGACAAGUUCUUAGAUGAAAACUCGGCUACCGACCCUAAACGGCUGCGCUCACUUUCUAAUUUGCAGGCUAUGAUGUUAAAACAUGCGAUGAAGUUUCCUAAUCUCAGGAGAUUAGUUUAUUCAACGUGUUCAGUUAAUGAGGAGGAGAAUGAACAAGUUGUAGCAGAGGUGAUCAACGAUGAGGAAAUACGAUCGAAAUUCGAACUUAGUUAUGCAUUACCGUCGUGGCCGAAUCGUGGCCUUAAUAGUUAUGAUUUUGGAGAAAAAUGUUUACGUACUUCUUCUGAUUACGAUUUAACUAAUGGUUUUUUUAUUGCAGUUUUUAAAAAGGUGAAAAUUUUGUGA